CAAAUGUGCAAUACCAAGAUGUCCUCCCUUACGGACGCCUCUCCUGUCACCGCUUCGGAGCAAGAGGCGCUGGUUAAACCAAAGCCACUGUUGCUGAAGUUGUUAAAGUUAGCUGGUGCAGAAAAGGACACUUUUACUAUGAAGGAGGUAAUAUUCUAUCUUGGACAAUAUAUUAUGUCUAAACAAUUGUAUGAUGAAAAACAGCAACAUAUUGUACACUGUGCAAAUGAUCUCCUGGGGGAUUUAUUUGGAGUAGCAAGCUUUUCAGUAAAAGAACACAGGAGACUAUAUUCAAUGAUUUCCAGAAAUCUGAUAGCAAUCAAUCAACAAGACUCCGGGGUUGCUGACACACCUGAGGAGGAUGCCAGAUUUCAGCUUGAAGAAGAAAAUGUUCUUAAGGAAUCUAUGCAAGAGUUAGAAGAGAAGCAGGCUUCAUCAAAUGUGACUUCCCGACCAACUGCAUCCUCUAGGAGGAGAACACACAGUGAAUCUGAAGAAAAUUCUUCAGAUGAUCUGCAUAGCGACAGAAGAAAACGACACAAGUCUGACAGCAUUUCGUUGACGUUUGAUGAAAGUCUCUCAUGGUGUGUAGUCAGUGGUCUGUGCCGUGAAAGAAGCAAUAGCAGCGAUUCGACAGAUUCUCUUUCCAUUCCUGAUCUCGAUGCCAGUUCAUUAAGCGAAAACUCAGAUUGGUUUGACCACAGUUCUGUUUCAGACCAGUUCAGUGUAGAGUUUGAAGUUGAGUCUAUUUAUUCAGAAGAUUAUAGCCAUAAUGAAGAAGGGCAGGAGCUCACAGAUGAAGAUGAUGAGGUGUAUCAGCUGACUAUUUACCAGGAUGAAGACAGUGAUGCUGAUUCAUUUGAUGAAGAUCCAGAGAUUUCUCUAGCUGAUUAUUGGAAGUGUCCUGAAUGUAGCGAAAUGAAUCCUCCGCUUCCGCGGCACUGCCACCGAUGCUGGGCCCUUCGUGAGGACUGGCUUCCGGAUGAAAAGAGUGAUAAACUGGUAAAGAGCAAGCUAGAAAGUUCCUUCCCCCUAGAGUCUGAAGAAGGUUUUGAUGUUCCUGACUGCAAGAAAGUGAAAAUGACUGAAGAUAAAGAACCAGCUGUAGAGGAGAAUGAGGACAAAGCAGUACAAAUUUCCGAGUCCCAGGAAAGUGAAGACUAUUCUCAGCCCUCGACGUCGAGCAGCGUGUUUUGCAGCAGUCAGGAGGACUAUAAGGAACUGGAGAAGAGAGAAAUGCAAGACAAAGAGGAAAGCGUGGAAUCCGGCCUGCCCGUUACCAGCAUAGAGCCCUGCGUCAUCUGUCAGAGCAGACCUAAAAAUGGCUGCAUAGUGCAUGGCAAGACAGGACACCUCAUGUCGUGUUUCACCUGCGCCAGAAAACUUAAGAAGAGGAACAAACCCUGCCCGGUGUGCAGACAGCCCAUACAAAUGAUUGUGCUAACUUACUUUAGUUAGGUGGAUGCUGACUGGAAAGCUGCAAAAGGAGCUUCAUAUAUGAACUGGUUACGAGAGUAAGAACCUAUUUUUGUACGUGUAUU
Opisthocomus hoazin is the source of this 1541-nucleotide messenger RNA. NCBI's taxonomy places the organism in Eukaryota, Metazoa, Chordata, Aves, Opisthocomiformes, Opisthocomidae. The record is from RefSeq and is a predicted model, not a curated record.